UUCUUGUUAUAUAAAUUUGCAACGCUCCCCACAACAAUAUACUCACACACAUUUUCACAAGAACAUCAACAAUGAGUAAACAUCACAUACUAAUGAUACCAUAUCCAGUACAAGGCCAUGUUAUUCCCUUAAUGGAGCUAGCUCAAUCCUUAGUCAAAUAUGACUUCAAAAUCACUUUUGCCAACACUGAGUCCACUCACAAACGUAUUAUAAAUUCUUUAGGAGGAAAAAGUAUAUUGCAUGAUCAGAUUCAUCUGAUUUCAAUUUUGGAUGAAUCAGAAUCAGGGGAGAAUAAGAAUGUGCCAGGUAAGUUAUCUGAGGCAAUCUUUAAAGUCAUGCCUGGGAAAAUUGAGAAGCUAAUACAAGAAACCAAUGUAUCUGAGGAUGAUAAGAUCACUUGUGUUAUUGCUGACCAGAGCCUUGGUUUGGCUCUGGAACUUGCUGCCAAUAUGGGAAUUAAGAGAGCAGCCUUCUUAACAGCUGCAGCUGCUAAUUUGGUACUUGGUUUUAACAUUCCAAAGCUGAUUGAUGAUGGUAUCAUUGACACUAAUGGGACUCCAGCAAUAAAGGAUCAUGCUUUUCAGUUUGAACCAACUAUGCCUAUCAUGAAUACAUCAGACUUGGUUUGGACACGCAUGGGGAAUUUCACCAUGCAGAAAAUCAUUUUUGACAUGAUGGUGUACAAUAACAAAUCUGUGAAAACAGCAGACUGGCUCAUUUGCAACUCAACAUAUGACCUUGAACCAGGAGCCUUCAACUUAGCACCAGAGAUUGUGCCUAUAGGUCCUCUUUUGGCAAGCAAUUGUCUCGAACCGAGCAUGUCGCUUCCAGAAGCAGAACCCCGUAUUUCUUCUAGAGAAUCUCCUAAUUGUGAAAUUAGUUCAGUGGCCGGAUCCUUCUGGCCCGAGGACUCGACUUGUCUAAACUGGCUUGAUCAACAACCAUUAUGUUCAGUUGUGUAUGUUGCUUUUGGGAGUUUCACAUUAUUCAAUGAAUCUCAAUUUCAAGAAUUAGCAUUGGGGCUUGAACUAACAAACAUGUCAUUCUUGUGGGUUGUGAGGAAUGAUGCCCUAGAUGCUAAAACAGAUGUUUUCUUGAAAUUUUUUAUGGAUAGAAUAGGGAAGAAAAAAGGGCAAAUAGUGAGUUGGGCACCACAAUUGAAGGUAUUAAGUCAUCCUAGUAUAGGUUGUUUUGUAAGCCAUUGUGGUUGGAACUCAACAAUAGAAGCAAUAAGCAAUGGAAUUCCUAUCUUAUGUUGGCCUUAUUUUGCUGACCAGUUUAUGAACCAGAGCUACAUUUGUGAUAUAUGGAAGGUUGGAGUAGGACUAAAGAAAGAGGCUAAUGGGAUCAUCAAAAGGGAAGAAAUAAAGCAUAAGGUGGAACAGUUGAUGGGAUAUGUUGAAUUCAAGAAAAGAGCUUUACAACUCAAGGAAAUGACUAUGAGCUCUGUCAAAGGAGGAGGGAGGUCUUACCAGAAUUUCAUAAAUUUCAUUCAAUGGAUCAAGUCAUCAUAGAAAAUUGAAUAAGAGGUUUAAACUCAUACAUUAUUCUGUUGUAAUGUGGUUAUAUCAUAUUGUUGCUAAGGGGUUGUUAUGUUAUCAAUAGGGGUGUCAAAUGUCAAAUGGGCAGGUUGGACCGAUUUUGGGCAAGCCAAAAUGUGUUGGGUCAAUAAUGAGUUACUUGUGCUAAGAUGAAUUGGGUCAAGAUGAGCUAAAAUUCGGUAAC
Nicotiana attenuata is the source of this 1725-nucleotide messenger RNA. RefSeq names its product UDP-glycosyltransferase 83A1-like. The record is from RefSeq and is a predicted model, not a curated record. The coding region runs from base 72 to 1514 and encodes 480 amino acids. The transcript has 2 exons. Lineage: Eukaryota; Viridiplantae; Streptophyta; Magnoliopsida; Solanales; Solanaceae. Gene Ontology annotation, molecular function: UDP-glycosyltransferase activity.